AUGGAACUUUAUGUUCAGACAGGAACUAAGGAUAAAGACAUUAAUCUUGUACUAGGUUUAAGUAUAAGGGCUAUUACAGUUAAGGCUGGUGGAGUAGCACCUCCAGUCACUGAAGUAUUGCUCGGUGGGAGCAUUCUUGCAUGGCUCGUUUUUGCUUUCAUAUAUUGUGGCAUUACGACACCACGUGAUAGGAAUGAAAAUGUCUAUUUUGUGAUACAUGUCAUGAUGAGUACAUUCUAUUUCUACUUCACAUUGCUGCUUGUUCCCGUUGUCUCUCUUCUAUGUGAUUUCAUCUUCCAAGGGGUGGAGAGAUGGUUCUUCCCAUAUGAUUAUCAGAUCGUUCAAGAAAUACAUGGGCACGAGUCAGAUGCAAGCAAGGCUGAUCACCUGGAGAUAGAGAACGAGCUCACACCUCAAGAAGCGAGAAGCUAUGCGAUAUCCCAAUUGCCACGGGAGCUCUAA
This is a messenger RNA of Eruca vesicaria subsp. sativa (arugula), 462 nucleotides long. The record is from the annotation of a GenBank genome assembly. NCBI's taxonomy places the organism in Eukaryota, Viridiplantae, Streptophyta, Magnoliopsida, Brassicales, Brassicaceae.